GACCGAGCGCCGCCCUGGAACGAGAUCGAGAUGAGGCUGCUCCCAAGUCUGCGAUCCGCAUUUGAUAUGUAGGUCCCGAGCUCUCUCGGGCCAGGGGGGGGGUUCUAGCUCCAGUCCCAGGGAGGGAGCAGUAUCGAGACUUUAAUAUUGCGAUGUUGCCUUGGUAUAGCCCGAUUGAGCAAAUGGGGGGCUAUUGCUGGUUCUGUUAGGGUUGGGUGUUGGUUUGGUCACUCAACAGUUGCCGACCGGCCAGCCCUCCCUCGCCAUGAUCACCAAACCACCAAGACCACACAGUACCACCAUACCCAGUGGAUGUGACCAAGUCGACAUUUCCGCUUACUUCGCGGUCUUAUCUCGCUUUUAAAUGUAUCCAGCACGCCCAUGGCUUUACUCCGAAUACGAUAAACUUCCGAAAUCCUUCGGAUAGACAGACCCCACGGUUGGCUUUCUCGCCCUGCGAGAUGGAGGAUCACGGCGCCGUCGUCAAGAUUGUUUCAUGGUUCUUGCUGAUCGUGUCAUCCGGGGCGGUGGCGGCCUGCCUUCUGACGAGCUGGCAUCUUCUCGGAAGGAAGAUCUUGGUUCUGACCCUUCUACUAAGUACGCUGCUCUCAUCCGCGAUCGCCGGGGCCACCGUCUCUCUCGCUGCCGCCCGUGGCCUGGGCCGACCAAGGAUCGACGAAGACACCCCCGAAGACCAGCUCGCAGGUCUCCAGACAGCCAUCUACCUGACAGAGGUCUUCCAUGUCCUGACCCUCGGCCUGGGGAAGCUCUCCUUCAUCGCUCUCUUUUACAUGGUUCUGUCCGGGAGCGCGCUGACGACCCUCACGCGGGCGAUUUUCGCCGUCGGGACGUUUCUCGUUCUCUGGACCUUUACUAUGGUCGUUGCGGUCGCACUCCAGUGCCGUCCGCCCGAGGUUUGGGGUUUGAUAUUUGGGACAUGCUUGGACGUGACAGCCCUAUGGACCUACUACGGCGUCACGAACAUCAUCAUAGAAGCUCUAUUAUUUGCCGUUCCGAGCAUCCUCAUCUACCGGCUUCGCAUGCGCUUGCGCAAACGGUUGGUGGUAAUCGGAUGCUUGAGCGUUCGGACUCUAGACAUCCUCGUCUCCGCAGUUCAACUCCACUACGUCCACGGCUUCGAUCCCAGCCCAGCCCUGCCCGUGGCGCUCUACCCGUGGAUGCUGUGCGGCCAGGUCCUGCAGACCGUCACCAUCGUGGCAGCGUGCGUGCCCUAUCUUCGCGAAUUCUUGGAGUCCUUCCCGAGCGGCAUGCUGAAGCCAGCUGGGGUUGAGCGCACGACAGGGUUGCGGUACGGGUCGGGGUCUACGCGGCUGUAGGAUAGUGAUUCGGGG
Messenger RNA from Aspergillus japonicus CBS 114.51, 1352 nucleotides. RefSeq lists its product as uncharacterized. The transcript is spliced from 4 exons. The record is from RefSeq and is a predicted model, not a curated record. The coding region runs from base 462 to 1337 and encodes 291 amino acids. NCBI's taxonomy places the organism in Eukaryota, Fungi, Ascomycota, Eurotiomycetes, Eurotiales, Aspergillaceae.